Solanum lycopersicum (tomato) is the source of this 2849-nucleotide messenger RNA. Lineage: Eukaryota; Viridiplantae; Streptophyta; Magnoliopsida; Solanales; Solanaceae. The record is from RefSeq and is a predicted model, not a curated record.
AGUUGGCCACCUCAAAAUUUCCAACGCAUUUUACUUUUUAUUAAUUACCCAAAUGAAUUUUUCACGUAAUUUUUAUUUUACAGCGUGGCAUUUAUAUUACAAAAGAGAAAGGGUCAAAUAUGCCCCUAAAAAUCCGACCCAUUAAACUUACCCAUAUUUUAAGGUUCAAUUAUACCCUUUUAUUACCCUUUUAUUACCCGGAUCCGACCCAAAACCCAUAUUCCUUUUCCCCAAAUUUUAUUACCCGUAUCCGACCCAAAACCCAUAUCCCUUUUCCCCCCAAAACAAAUCCCUAAUUUCCUAAACUUCCUUUUCCCCCAAGAACACAAAUCGCGGCGCAUUAGGGUUCUUGAAGACUUGCAGAAAUUGCGGCGGCGCUAGGGUUAGAAAAUCUACGGGUUGAAGGUAAGUUUCUCCCUUCAGUAAAUUAUAUAUUCGAUUAGGGUUACAUUUUCUUAUGAGUUAGGGUAUUUAAGUAAAGUCGACGUGUAUCAAAAUCACUUGAAAUGUAUUGUUUUGUUUUAAAAUGAUGUACUUUUAUGCCUUUGAUAGCUUUGUUUUGUUUCUCUUUUGGUGGUCUCGAGAUGUUGUUUGUCUUUUAGGGCUUACUUUAUUUUAUUUUUGCAGCUUUUAAUGUGUUUGGUUUGAGUGGUCUCUCUGAUUUUACUGUUUUUUUCAUGUGAUUUUGAAGAAUGCUUGAUGAAGUUGAAAUUGUGUUCAACUACGGGGGUAGUUGGGUCAUUUCACCUCUGUUGGCUUACACUAAGAAAUUGGUGCACUCUUGGCUAAAUUUUGACCCUGAAUUAUUGAGUCAUAAAGAUAUAUGUGAUGAGUUUACUUCCAAGCUAGGGUUUUCUCGAGUUAAACAAUUAUUAACCACUGGGCCCUCUGAAAAGUAUUAUAUAGUAGAUGGGAAUGAUGGAAUUAGGGCCAUCCUUAGCCUUCUAUGUGAGAAAUUUAAAGUCGUCAACUUCUUUGUUGUGGAGGAGGGUGAGUUCACUGUCGUUGCCCAAAAUAUCACACAAUAUGUUGAAUCAUGUUGUGUAGAUGUUGAGGUUGGUACAGAUUGUGAACACAGUCCUGGUUCUGUUGAUGAAUGGGAUCUUUCUGAGGGUGAGGAAUGUGAUUUAGAGUGGAUGGAUGCUAUUAGCAAUGAAAGGGGAAGAGUAGUAGGUGACAGGUUGGAAAGCUUCAAAGAAUUGCAAGUUGGUAUGACAUUUAAAGACAUGAAAGAAGGUAGACAGGUUAUGAAUUAUUAUGCAUUAGCUAACAAAAGGGCUUUGACUAUAAUAAAAGGUGAUACAAAGAGAACUAGGUAUGGUUGUGAUAUAGGAUGUCCCUUUAGGUGUUUGAUUUCAAAAGAUGGCAAAACUGAAGGGUUUAAGAUAAAGACUUUCAUCAACAAGCACACAUGUGAGGAGACCUUUUUUAAUGCUAGAGCUGAUGCAGUUACUUUAGCUCAAUACUUCAAGAACAAGCUUCAAAAUAAUCCCAAGUAUAAGGUAAAAGAUAUGAGAGGACAGCUUGAAAAUGACUUAAAAUUGAAUGUGUGUCAGUCUAAACUUAAAAGGGCUAAGAGGAUGGCUCUUGAGAAGUUGGAUGGAAGUUUUAUUGAUGACUACAACAAGCUUGAGGCCUAUGCACAAGAGCUUAAGCAAUCCAAUCCCGGAAGUGAUGUUUUGAUAAAUAUCUCUAAGGAUGCCCUGGCUGAAGGAAAAAGAAAAUUUUUAAGGAUGUACAUCUGUUUUGAUGCUCUUAAGAAAGGGUGGAAAUCUGGUUUGAGGCCAUUUAUUGGACUUGAUGGUACAUUUUUGAAAGGUAUAUGUAAGGGUGUUCUGUUGGUUGCUCUAGGACAAGAUUCUAUGAACAGUUUCUAUCCACUAGCAUGGGCAAUAGUGGACAAAGAAACAAGCAAUACAUGGUGCUGGUUUAUUGAGUUAUUGAAGGGGUCUUUGGACCUUAAAGAUGGUGCAGAAGUCACAUUCAUUUCGGAUAUGCAAAAGGGACUGAUAGAUGCUGUUGUCAAAGUGUUGCCUGAAGCUCAACAUAGGUAUUGUGUGAGACACAUUGAGAGUAACUGGUGCAGAAAAUGGAGGAGUGGUCAAAUGAGGAAGCUGAUGUGGUGGUGUGCUUGGAGUUCCUAUGUUGAAGAGUUCAAGGACCAAUUAAAUAAGUUGGGGAAACUAUCAAAAGAUGGUGCAAGAAAUUUGGUAAAGUAUCCACCAAAGGCAUGGUGUAGAGCUUAUUUUGAUACUCAGUGUAAGAACAUGAUGGUUGAUAACAACUUCACUGAAUCAUUCAAUGCAUGGAUUCUUGAGGCUAGAGCCAAGCCAAUAAUCAAGAUGUUAGAAGAAAUAAGAGUACAAGUGAUGAGAUUGCUAGUGAAUAAUGAAAAGAAGUUGAAGACUUGGGAAAAGUGUGCUGAAAAUAAUGCACAUUCGAAGAAAGGCAAAAGGCCAAUGUCUAACAAUGAACAUGGUUCUGAUGUUGAGGGUGGAAUUGAAGCUGAAACUGGGACUGAGGCUGUAACACAAGAGUUUGAACCAUAUGGUCCUAAUGUUGAAGAUGAAGAAGACCCACCUCUAAGACCAAUGGUGAUUUGUGAAUCGGAAUUGAGGGCUGAGAAGUUGAAAAAAAGGGUUGUUCCAACUGGUGCAAGAAAAAUUCAGUUUUAUGGAGAUCACACUGGUGCCUCAGUGCCAACUAAUCUGCCUUAUUCUCCGAUCAAAACAACAUGGAAGGGAAAAGAAGCUGUCCCUGCUGGACAUGUGCAAAUGCAAGCAAAAAAGAAAAGAAUCAAGAUGAUGGGGGUUAAGGGCAGAAAUCCUGUUGUAGAUGAUUUAUUGUAA